Messenger RNA from Hipposideros armiger (great roundleaf bat), 5930 nucleotides. RefSeq names its product zinc finger protein 710 (gene ZNF710). Bases 352 to 2349 code for a protein of 665 amino acids. Gene Ontology annotation, biological process: regulation of cytokine production; regulation of immune system process; negative regulation of transcription by RNA polymerase II. Gene Ontology annotation, molecular function: DNA-binding transcription repressor activity, RNA polymerase II-specific; RNA polymerase II cis-regulatory region sequence-specific DNA binding; DNA-binding transcription activator activity, RNA polymerase II-specific. Gene Ontology annotation, cellular component: nucleus; nucleoplasm. NCBI's taxonomy places the organism in Eukaryota, Metazoa, Chordata, Mammalia, Chiroptera, Hipposideridae. The transcript is spliced from 6 exons. The record is from RefSeq and is a predicted model, not a curated record.
GCAACUGGAGGCCGUGCGCCGCGGGACCCCUGCCGGGUCGGCGUCGGGGCGCCCCCGGCCCGGGACCUGUUGAAGACGCUCGCUGUCUGGCGGGGUCCCCACGGCCUGUCCUCAGCCUCCUGAGUCUCAAUCCCCCUAACUCGUCACCCGCUCUCAACGUCUCCUCGCGGUCAUUUUCCUAAUUGGACGGAGCUGAGCGGUGUGAUCGUUGGCGUCAGAUGAGGGGUCCCGAGGCUGCCAGGUGUGAGGAGAAGGACUUGGCACCCUUGGGGGUCACCCAGUCAACUUUGAAGCAACUCUUUCAGCCCUGUCUUUGUGCACGUCAAUGCCCUCCUAGCCAGCCGCCGAGGGAUGGAGGGCUUCAUGGACUCAGGGACACAGACUGAUGCCGUGGUGGUGCUGUCCUUGGCUCAGGCUGCCGUGCUGGGCCUGGUCUCGGAAAAUGAGCUCUUUGGAGCCACCAUAAGCGCCGAAGCCUUCUACCCGGACCUGGGGCCUGAGCUUUCCGGGGCUUCCAUGGGGGAGCCCGGUCCCCCGGGCCCCGAUGUCUACCAGCUGGCCUGCAAUGGGCGAGCCCUGGAGGAGCCGGCCGAGGAGGAGGUGCUGGAGGUGGAGGCGGCCUUCGAGAAGCACACCCGGCGGAAGACGCGGCCGCCCGUGCGGCUGGUGCCCAAGGUCAAGUUUGAGAAGGUGGAGGAGGAGGAGGAGCAGGAGGUCUACGAGGUGUCCGUGCCCGGCGACGACAAGGAUGCAGGCCCAGCAGAGGCCCCCGCCGAGGUGGCCAGUGGUACCUGCGAGGCUCUGGUGCAGAGCAGCUCCGUCAAGAUGAUUGACCUCAGCGCCUUCAGCCGCAAGCCCCGGACGCUGCGGCCCCUGCCCCGACCCCCGAGGCCAGAGCUGGACGUGGCUCCCUAUGACCCGCACUUCCCCGACCCGGCCCGGGAUGGCUUCCCCGAGCCCAGCAUGGCGCUGCCGGGGCCCGAGGCCUUGCCCACAGAGUGUGGUUUCGAGCCGCCCCACCUGGCUUCCCUGAACGACCCCGAGGCCCCCACCAUGGAGUCCCCAGAGCCCAUGAAGCCGGAGCAGGGCUUCGUGUGGCAGGAGGCAGGCGAGUUCGAGGCCGACGCGGCAGGCUCCACAGUGGAGCGCCACAAGAAGGCCCAGCUGGACCGGCUGGACAUCAACGUGCAGAUCGAUGACUCCUACCUGGUGGAGGCAGGCGACCGCCAGAAGCGCUGGCAGUGCCGCAUGUGUGAGAAGUCCUACACGUCCAAGUACAACCUGGUGACGCACAUCCUGGGCCACAACGGCAUCAAGCCCCACUCGUGCCCACACUGCAGCAAGCUCUUCAAGCAGCCCAGCCACCUGCAGACACACCUGCUGACGCACCAGGGUACCCGGCCCCACAAGUGCCAGGUGUGCCAGAAGGCCUUCACGCAGACCAGCCACCUCAAGCGCCACAUGCUGCUGCACUCAGAGGUCAAGCCCUACAGCUGCCACUUCUGCGGCCGUGGCUUCGCCUACCCCAGCGAGCUCAAGGCCCACGAAGUGAAACACGAGAGCGGCCGCUGCCAUGUCUGUGUCGAGUGCGGUCUGGACUUCUCCACCCUGACUCAGCUCAAGCGCCACCUGGCUUCCCACCAGGGCCCCACCCUCUACCAGUGCCUCGAGUGUGACAAGUCCUUCCACUACCGCAGCCAGCUGCAGAACCACAUGCUCAAGCACCAAAACGUACGGCCCUUCGUGUGCACCGAGUGCGGCAUGGAGUUCAGUCAGAUUCACCACCUCAAGCAGCACUCGCUCACCCACAAGGGCGUGAAGGAGUUCAAGUGCGAAGUCUGUGGCCGGGAGUUCACGCUGCAGGCGAACAUGAAGCGGCACAUGCUGAUCCACACCAGCGUCCGGCCCUACCAGUGCCACAUCUGCUUCAAGACCUUCGUGCAGAAGCAGACCCUCAAGACGCACAUGAUUGUACACUCGCCCGUGAAGCCAUUCAAAUGCAAGGUGUGCGGGAAGUCCUUCAACCGGAUGUACAACCUGUUGGGCCACAUGCACCUGCACGCGGGCAGCAAGCCUUUCAAGUGCCCCUACUGCUCCAGCAAGUUCAACCUCAAGGGAAACCUGAGCCGGCACAUGAAGGUCAAGCACGGUGUCAUGGACAUCGGCCUGGACAGCCAAGACCCCAUGAUGGAGCUGACAGGUACCGACCCCUCUGAGCUGGACAGCCAGCAGGAGAUGGAAGACUUCGAGGAGAAUGCCUACGCCUACGCAGGCGUGGAUAGCAGCACCGAGGCCAGCGUCCUCACCGAACAGGCCAUGAAAGAGAUGGCCUACUACAACGUGCUAUAGCACAGGCUGGGCCGCCCAGAACGGGGUGAGGAGGGCCUGUGGCGUGGGGGUGAGACCCAUGGGCUGCGGGCUGCACCUCCUGCAGCUGAGAAACAAGCUACUGCCCCACUGUCCUGAGCCCUCCCCCCGCCACUGAGUCAUUUGCACCACUAGGGACUUUUAGACCAAAUGGACUGUACUACUGGCCUCAGCUGUGAACCAGGCAUAGGCCCUAGGCAUUCUGGGGAAGGAAGGGUGACACCGAGGCCCAGGUCUACGUCUCAUCAGCCUGCUGCUGUGGGAGGGUGGGGGAAAUGCUGAUGGGGGCCACUCGGGGACAGGUCACAGGGCACAGGUUCUCAGGUGUCUCCAGGCCCAGCAGAGCUGGGGCAACCAGUGUAGGCAGGGGUCCUGACACUGGAGGAAGAGAUCACUUGAGUCAGGCCUUGUUUCUCCUCUGGACCAACUCCUGCCUCCAGGGAUGGCUGAGCUCCCAAGCUGGUCAGCACUGCCCACCCCACCCAGUAGCCCCUGGGCUGGCGAAAGCCCAGGCCCUGGAGCCGCCUUCCCCAUCUGCCUGUGGACUGCUGGGCAGGGCCUCUGCCUUCUACCUCCUGGUGCCUCCUGCGCUCUCCUGGAGCCAGGCAUGCAUGCAGCCCCCUCCUGGCCCGCAGGAAAGGGGGGUCUAGCCCAGCCCCCAGCUAACGCCCUCUCCAGCCACCCCCACAGAAGGCCCCACAGCCCUAAGGUGGAUUUCAACAAACAUCACCCAGUUCUGUCUUGAGCUGGGAUACCACACCAGGGUCCCCAGCGUGAACAAAGCCAGGACAUGCCUCGUGUCAGGCACACACUAACGAAGACAGAUGGAGGCCCCUUGAGCGAGGGGGCAGAGCACAGCGAAGAGACCAAUGGGGACGAAGAGGGGCUGUCCUCAGAGGAGGCCAAGGACCACCUGUAUGGGGGGUGGGGGAGGCAGGGUGCUGGAGUAUUUUUCUUAUUUAAGAUAUAACAAGUAUCCAUUCUGAGGACGGGGACAGUCAAGAGUCAGCCGACUCCCAGGAAGAGCAACAUAUUUAAAAAGGAAAAUGAAGACCAUAGAGAAAAAAAAAAAAGAUUUUUUUUUUUUGAGCAAAUGGGGGUAUUUUGAAGGUAAUUUAUUGUUAUUUUUUUCCUUUCCAACUCUGUGUCGCCUGUUAUCUUUUCUGAUGGAGCUCAUUUUUUUUUUUCCCCAACAGAAGCUUUCUUGUGUGCUGUGUGUGCGCUGUGCCCCCCAACCUAGAGCAGCCUGACAGGGUCGGACUGAGCUUGGAGGGGACUGUCCCUCUGGCCCUGGAGGUCCAGCUGCUGGCAGGAGGCCUCAGGGGCCAGGCGACAGGCAGGAGGAAACCGCCAAGCCCCUCGCUCUAUCCCACCCACCACAGCGGCCAGGGCCCUUGCUCCGGCUCAGCCAGCAGCUGGUUCCCUCACUUGCCCACGCUCAUCACCUCUGUCCCCACGCCACCACCCCUUCCCUUGGAAAUGAAGGCUACAGGCCCAAGGCGGGGGGAAAUGGCACAUUCAGGAAUGCUAGGGCACCCAGACUCCCCCCCCCUCCACCCCCACCCCCGCUGAAACCUCAGUGGGGGAGGGCAGGCAGGGCUGUCCCCAAAGGCACAGGAGGUGAAGCCACUAACUUCAGUCCCGAAACCAGGUGGGGGUGAAACAGCUGGGGGUGGAAGGGACCAAUUUGACAAGCAGUUAACCCCCAAGGCUGUAUCCUGAGUGAAGGACCAAGCCAGGCCUCAGGGUGGCUGUAAUCAGGACGGAGGGGAGGAUCGGGCAGCCAGGUACCCUUCUGUGCCAGAGCUCACACUAAGCAACAAACAAGAGGGCUGGGGCUCAUGGAAGCCUCCCCAGAGUGUGGCUCUCCAGACCCCGAGGUCCCCCCAGCCUCCCAGGUGCCCUCCAUGAUGACCCUCAGGUGGCAGUGACCCCGUCACUGUAGAAGACAUUUUUCUCCUGCUGAGCAGAAGCAUCAUCCCCUGCAAACUACCUCUUCCCACAACGUCUUUCUCCCCUGGUACCAAAAAGAACCCUGUACCUCCUCCUCCUCCUCCUCUCUGCUGCCAGCGCAGUGGCCUUGGUCCUGGAAACCCAAGGGAGAAGGUCUGGGCCCCGGGGGGGCCCCCGCUUUCCUCCCCCAGCCCCGCCAUCAGCACCGGCCCUCUGCGAGGUUCGAUACUUGAAUGCCCCUGCCCUGUGCCUUGGACCUGGGCAAAGCGAAGAGAAGGGGACAGCACAAUUCAGAAUUAGAGCUGGGGGGUGGUCUUGGCAAGGCUCCUGUCCUCACCCCUCGUCCCCACCUUUUCAAAAGAGGUAUGUGGCCUCUCGGGUGACUUUGAAACUCCUGGGUGAAUUCCAUUCUAACUUAUUUUGACGUGUAUACAAACCAACUGUUUAGAAAUUCCACACUUGUGCAAAGCCCUACUGUGUUUUUAUGUUCCUGUUUAAAAGAGAAGUUUACUUAGCAAUAAUUAUAAAUAAAUGAAUAUUCUUUAGCAAGGUGACUGCGGGUGCUUCUUUCCAUGGUUCUCGGGGACCGGGUCCUCACCCCCUCCCCUGGAAGCAACUUGCACUAAAGCUUUGCAGCCUCACACAACAGGGCAUCACUUCCAGGGCCCAGGAGACCCAGACCAUCUUUUGCACUGGAAUGAGCACCUGCAGGACCAGGUGCCUCAAAGGAGCUGCUCCAAGCCCAAGAGGGGAACAGGCCACGGCCCCAGAAUUCCCACCACUUGCAGAGAAAAGCCACUUCCCCUCCUUACCCACCAACUGGGCACCAGGACAGAAGCCAGCUCACAAUGCCUGACUGGGCUUCAGGGGCCGUGCAUUCUGGGGGACUGCCAGCCCUUUGCUACUGAUGGACAAGAAGGGGUGAGAAAACAGGAGCUUUCCCCCAGGAGACGGGCCUAGCGGAGCCAGCAUGCCAGCUCUUUUCCCUGGAGCCCAGGGAGCUCAGCGCCAUGACAGAGGCAGAGAGGUCCUUCCAACAGAAGGGGGCGCCAGUGUGGGUGCGAGACUGCAGCCCAUCUCAGCUCCUGAGGUCCUCAGUCACUGGGUUUCAGGAGUUGUGAGAGUCCCCCACCCCCAGAAUUUGGGAAAUGGACUUAGGGUUGCCACAUAUUUAUUUUAUCAAGUGAAUAUGAUACAAUUUUUCCCUAGGACAUUUUAACACCAAAAAAAAUAGAAUAUCCCUGCAUAAGGAGAGCCCUUUAAAUUGAGACCUAUUUAUAACCUUACUUUUCUCAUUUUGCUAAAGAAUGGAGAAGGUGAACCUGAGUCUGGGACCCACUGGCUUAGACUACAUGGGGGACCCCAUUCACACUCCCAGGCCUUAGCCCCAAGCAGCCGUGAGAACAGAACCGAGAGGUGGCUGCUGAGUGAGGCCUGUUUUUAAUGCCAAGAAAAAGGGCAAAGAGAUCUGGAGAUGUUUAGAAGGUUAAAACCAACACAGAAAUAAAUAAAUAAACAAACAACCUGAAUCUAUCGAGACGUGUUAACCCCAAAAUGGAGAACAUGAUACAGGAACCGGAUCGUGCUAGGGAAUUUCAGGGAACCCACAG